CAAAAGUUGACAAGUAAACACAACACUGCUAAUAAAAAAUCGCAUGUUAUAAAUAAAAUAUUUUAUAAAUAUUCUUUUACAAAAUAAACCCACAAUGCCCGUGAGUUGCAAAUCUAAUUGUGGCAAAAAUGCUUCUAUGAAGCGUCCAAAAACUGGAGAUGCCCUUUGCAAGGAAUGUUUCUUUGCUGCCUUCGAAGCUGAAAUCCACAACACAAUCAAAGACAGUGCGUUAUUUAAGAAGGGAGAAAAAGUAGCUGUAGCUGCGAGUGGUGGCAAAGACUCCACUGUCCUUGCCCACGUUCUUAAACUCCUCAACGACAAGUAUGAUUAUGGUCUCGAUUUGGUACUCCUUUCUAUUGACGAAGGCAUAACUGGCUAUCGGGACGAUAGUCUGGAAACAGUCAAACAAAACCGAGAUGACUACAAAAUGCCUCUGAAAAUUCUUUCCUACGAAGAACUCUAUGGUUGGACAAUGGAUCGAAUUGUAGGGCAAAUCGGUCGUUCAAAUAAUUGUACAUUUUGUGGGGUUUUUCGUCGCCAAGCUCUGGACAGAGGAGCGAAACUGCUUGAAGUUGAUUGUAUAGCAACUGGACACAAUGCAGACGAUAUAGCAGAAACUGUGUUGAUGAAUAUUCUGAGGGGAGACACUGCCAGGCUACGAAGGUGUACUGACAUUAAAACCGGAGGCGGUGAGGAUACCAUACCUCGUGUCAAGCCUCUCAAAUAUGCCUAUGAAAAAGAAAUCGUAAUGUAUGCUCACUACAAAAAACUAGUUUACUUCUCCACCGAAUGUGUAUUCGCUCCAAACGCAUAUCGAGGUCAUGCGAGGGCGUUCCUUAAGGACUUGGAAAAAAUACGACCAUCUGUGAUCAUGGAUAUCAUUUAUUCCGGAGAACAAUUGGAAUUUAAGGACACAGUUAAGAAACCUGUACGGGGGACAUGUGAACGUUGUGGAUUUGUGUCAUCUCAGCAACCGUGCAAGGCUUGUGUGCUUUUGGAGGGACUCAAUCGAGGAUUACCCAAAUUGGGUAUAGGAAAGAAAUCCAAAGGCGAUCGGAUGAUUGCGAAUCAGGAUAAAGAAAUUGCAUUGCGAGAGAGAGCAAAUUUAGUGAAAAAUGAUUUUUAAGUUUAUGUGCAAUAAAGUUUUUUUUUUAUACACACAAAUAAAAGUGACUUUUAAUUUC
Eupeodes corollae is the source of this 1184-nucleotide messenger RNA. It is a transcript of the gene Ctu1, whose product is annotated as cytoplasmic tRNA 2-thiolation protein 1. The coding region runs from base 95 to 1126 and encodes 343 amino acids. Gene Ontology annotation, cellular component: cytosolic tRNA wobble base thiouridylase complex; mitochondrion. The transcript is spliced from 2 exons. Gene Ontology annotation, biological process: tRNA wobble position uridine thiolation. The record is from RefSeq and is a predicted model, not a curated record. NCBI's taxonomy places the organism in Eukaryota, Metazoa, Arthropoda, Insecta, Diptera, Syrphidae. Gene Ontology annotation, molecular function: tRNA binding.